This is a messenger RNA of Closterium sp. NIES-65, 1614 nucleotides long. Lineage: Eukaryota; Viridiplantae; Streptophyta; Zygnematophyceae; Desmidiales; Closteriaceae. The record is from the annotation of a GenBank genome assembly.
AUGGCUUCCAGGGCUGGUGGAUCCAUAGGCCGAGGUGCAGGCAGGGCUCAGGGCAGCGCACCGGGAUCUCCACCACGACCUAUGCAGGGGCGAGUAGGGGAUGGACCGGGAGGAGCCGGCGCGAUCUUCGUUGGGGGGUUGCUUACUGUACCGGCGCCGACCUCUCGUCGCUCUUUCCGUUACGACGGCCCUCGACCCCCUCCUUCGGGGCAGACGCCGACGCAGCCGGAGAGCGGCAGCGAGGAGGAGGAUAAGGAGGAGGAUGGUGAGGGCGAGAAGGAGGAGGACACUGAGGGGAGCGGGGAUGACAGCGAGGCGGCGUGGGACCCAGAGACGCAUGGCGAUGGGGAGGGGGGAGAUGAUGAUGAUGAAGACCACGAGAUGGAUGGGUUGGAGCCAGAGGGGCGGGAGGAGGAGGUGGGAGAGGGUGGUGGAAGGGCGGCGACAGAGGCGGGAUCACAGCAUGUGCGUGAAGGGGGAGGGAGCGUGGGGGUUAAGGUGGGGGGGAGAAAGGCCGUGACCAUUAGGGAGCCGAGGCAGAGGAAGAAGGCCAACAAGUUGAGGGAGCGGGCGUAUCCCUGCACGUUCACUGGGGAGUCCUUGGGCGAGGGUGUAAUCGCUCCCGAGUUCCUAGACGAGGACGGAGAGUCCGAGAGUAGUAAGGGGACUGGCAAGGGUAAUAGGAAGCCGGGGUGGCAAGUAAUGAUGUUCGGACCGUUAGGGGCAGACGAUAAGUGUCAGUGCAAGAUUUGCACAGACAGGAUUUCGUGGAAGCAAUCCACAACAACCCCCGGCGAGCGGCACUUUGCGAGCUUCCACACUGCGCACAUGCAUGUGUGGCAUCACCGUUACCACACCCCGUCCGUUCACUUGCCAGGGGAGACGUUUCCACGUGGGGGCUACAAGGGAGUGCCGGAUGGCUACGUCUAUCAGUGGCCACAUGCCAAGACUUGGCCGCAGCUCGCCAAGGGGAAAGGGAUGGCGACUGGUGGAGGUCAUGGGUCAGGCGGGAUGGAGCGGUGGAUGACAACCAAACUGACCUCGGUGCAGCUACGGCAGGCGAUCACGAAGCUGGUGGUCACCUGCGACCUCCCCUUCCGCAUCGUCGAGGCCGAGGCUAUUCAUGAGCUACUCAUCCUGCUAAACCGCAACUGCGCGCAGAAGAACUUCAUCCCCUCGCGCUGGACGGUUUCCCGCGAUACAGUGGUCUAUGCGGCUGCCGCUCUUCAGUCAGCCAUUGCGGAGAUGCUGGCGAAGGAGGGGGAUCUGGGGUGCAGGGUGUCGUUCACCAUCGACAUGUGGACGUCGCCCAACAAGAGGGCGUGGCUAGUGGUAACGGGUCACUGGAUCGACGAGAAUUACCAGCUGCGCACAAUGGUGUUUGAAUUCCGCGAGAUUCACGGGCGUCACACGGGCAAGCAGAUGGCGAGGGUGGUUGAGGAGACUGUGGUGCAGUGGGGGUUGGAGACGCGUUGUCUUGGGUUCACCUCAGACAACGCCUCCAGCAACACUGCCGCUUUCAGGUGGAUGUCGGAGGAGGGUGGUGGCCAGUGCUUCUUCAACUCGCGCAUGCACUUCCGGUACGAAAGGGAGUGUGCGUGGGAUGUGCGAUGA